Molecule: messenger RNA, 822 nt
Organism: Monosiga brevicollis MX1
Lineage: Eukaryota; Choanoflagellata; Craspedida; Salpingoecidae
Exons: 5
Coding region: 1-822 (273 amino acids)
Biological process (GO): amino acid transmembrane transport
Molecular function (GO): amino acid transmembrane transporter activity
Source: RefSeq, a predicted model, not a curated record
AUGGCGACCCAGUGCUCAUCCAAUUUCGCUGCCGUAAACCGGAUGCAGGCGCUGGCCAUGAUCCUUUAUCUGGUCGUGGUCGUUGUCAUGCGAUCACGUGAAUCAAUCAUCGAGGGUCCGGGCGAAGACGCCAACUUUUUCAAUCUGUCUGAAAGCGUCUUUCGUGCCCUGCCCAUCGUCACCUUGGCCUACACCUGUCAGAUGAAUCUCUUCAGCCUCGUCACGACCUUGCACAAUCCUACGCGUCGUCGAGUCCGCAACGUCACGACAGCCGCCCUCACAGUGUGCAUGCUGAUUUACAUUAUUGUGGGAGUUUUUGGCUAUCUCACCUUUUUUGAGGAGACCCAGGGCAAUGUCUUGCUCAACUACGAGGUGGACGACAAGUUUGUCAUGGUUGGCCGUCUCGGCGUGGCGCUCGUUGUACUUUGCAGCUUUCCGCUAAUGAUGCACCCCUGCGGGGACAUUGCAGUGGAGAUGCUGCUGCCUCAGCGCCGCUUUGACACCUGGCCGCGUGUGGGUGUGAUUAUCACCAUUAUUGGCGUGGCUUAUGCCAUUGCCAUGACGGUGACAGACGUCAGCCUCGUCAUCGGGCUGGCUGGCUCGACGGGCUCGACCUGCAUCUCCUUCAUCCUGCCCCCGCUCUUCAUUCUCAAGUUGUAUCCCGCACCCUUGCUCAGCAUACGCAAGGUUGUGGCGCUGGUGAUGAUGAUCAUGGGCGUGGCUUUUCUCAGUAUUAGCACAGUGGUCACCAUUUUGGACGCCGUCCGGGUUGAUGACGAGGAUUUAGACUUGAGCAGCGUCUGCAACCGCUCUGCCCUGUAG